Messenger RNA from Zophobas morio, 1011 nucleotides. RefSeq names its product CMP-sialic acid transporter-like. The coding region runs from base 1 to 1011 and encodes 336 amino acids. Gene Ontology annotation, biological process: pyrimidine nucleotide-sugar transmembrane transport. Gene Ontology annotation, molecular function: pyrimidine nucleotide-sugar transmembrane transporter activity. Gene Ontology annotation, cellular component: Golgi membrane. NCBI's taxonomy places the organism in Eukaryota, Metazoa, Arthropoda, Insecta, Coleoptera, Tenebrionidae. The transcript is spliced from 4 exons. The record is from RefSeq and is a predicted model, not a curated record.
AUGGCACUAUCUCAGCACCAACCAUCCUCAAAGUCGUCUAAAAGACCUAGGGAUUAUAUGGCAACUCUUUUAGAUGAUAUUAUUAAGCUUUUCUUGUCAUUCAUUAUAAUAUGGAUUAUAUUUGAAAAAGGUAAAUUGUCCGUUUGCAAAAAAGUUAUCUCUGAGAUAGCCAAAGUGCCUAAUAACUUCAUAAAGCUUUCUGUACCUGCAUUUUUAUACGUUGUUCAAGAUAACUUAACGUUUAUCGCCUUAGAGAACAUGGACGGCGCUCAAUUUCAAACUUUGUUUCAGUUAAAACUAGUACUUACUUCCAUUCUAAGCGUUUUGGUCCUUCAUAAAACAAUAACGCCCAUCCAGUGGUUUUCGCAAUGUUUACUCAUUUUAGGAGUUGCUAUGAUAACUUGGAGUGGGCCCCCAAAGAAAACAGCUGGUGAAAGGGAUAAUUUAAAAGUUGGUGUAGCAGCCGUCCUGGGUUCUUGUGUAACAUCAUCCAUUGCAGGAGUUUAUUAUGAAUAUUUUUUUAAGACAGAGGACCCAGGCAACGGAGACGACCUCGUUUUAAAAGAAGAUUUAAUGGUAACUUCUGACGACAACGGUUGUAGUAAUUUAGAAAAUAACUGGCAAAAAGUUGUUUCUAAAAAUAUGUGGAUUUCUGAGCUGGAGUUAGCGUUGUGGUCUAUACCUUUUGGCCUAAUUGCGUUGCUAGUAAAAGACGGAACUGCAGCAAGUCAGGUUGGUAUUUUUUAUGGAUUUACUUAUGUCGCCUGGGGUGUAGUUUGUGUAACAGCUGUAGGAGGAAUCUUAUCUCUUAUUGUUGUCGUAAAAUUGGAUAACAUAAUGAAAAAUGUGGCGUAUAGCUUAUCUUUUAUUCCAGUUACUAUUUUGUCUAUUAUUAUGUUCGACACACGCCUUAAAAGUGUAUAUCGCAAUAAAGGGCCUCCAUCAAACGCAAACGGGGAGAAUAUACUAGGAAAUGACUCCUCUCAAGUGUAUCCCGAAAAAGCCGACUAA